AUGUUCGCCCUCGUUUCGGUCCUUCUCGCCUCAUUCUUGGCUCCAGAAGUCUCCGCCGUUAUUGGUGGUGACUUGAAUUGUACCAGCUAUAACGGAACCGCGUUUGUGUACACCCCAGCCGCUGUUGCCUGUGACAACGCUAUCUCCGAUGCAUCUUGCGCUGUUCUCUAUGCUGCUCCAGACACCCUCUACCCAGCUGCUGGAAAUGAUGCUGAAAGAGCAUAUGCCUGUUAUACCACCGCUACUGCCACCCCAGCUGCUGUGGUUCCAGAUAUGAAGCAAGCCGCUCUUGCUAACUGCGCCAAGACCUGCGGAUUCUGUUGCCAGACUGACGCCUACAACUGCGCUAAUGUUGCCUUCCCACGUCUCAACUGUGCCACCAUCACCAAGUCUCAAUGCGACUCCGUCACCUGGAGAACCAUCAUCGCCACCGACUGCCCAUCCGCCUGCGGAUUCUGUAACCAAGGAGGAUGCGUCGACGCCGUCACCAACUGUGCCAACGAUCUCUCCAUUUGCCAAACUGUCGGCAUGCAAGACUUCGUGAACAGCUACUGUCAAAGAACCUGUGGAAGAUGUCCAUCCACCACUGCUGCUUCUGGAACCGUCACCUCUACUGGAUCUUCCGGAACCUGCACAUCUUACAUCGCUGAUACCACCACUCAAUGCGCCGCCUGGGCCGCCAACGGAUUCUGCACCAACACCUUCUACACCGCCGCUCAACGCAGAGCCAGAUGUGCUACCACUUGCAGAAUCUGCUAA
Messenger RNA from Caenorhabditis briggsae, 759 nucleotides. Lineage: Eukaryota; Metazoa; Nematoda; Chromadorea; Rhabditida; Rhabditidae. The record is from RefSeq and is a predicted model, not a curated record. The coding region runs from base 1 to 759 and encodes 252 amino acids. The transcript has 3 exons.